AUGGUACUGCGUCCGCUGGAAUUCGCUGACUGCCUCUCAGAUAGUCCGUGGUUUCGUCAAAAUCUUCACGAGCAUGAAAGCGUCCUCGAAGAUGCGCAUAAAAAUAUCAAAAAUAUUGAAUCACAAUGCCGCGAACUUAUUCAGUGCACCAGAAAACUUUCCAUGGCUCAACGGGCAUUCGCUAAGUCACUGAAGGAAUUUAAAUUUGUUACUAUUGGCAGCACUGAAACAGACGAUGAGCGGAAAAUAGGUGAAUGCUUAAGUAAAUUUGGAGAUUUUGUUAAUCAGAUCGAAGACCAUCGUGAGAAGAUUAUUGAAGAUUCAGAAAUCCACUAUAUCGAACCUCUACGAAGGUUCCGUGUAGAAGCGAUCGGCAAGGUGUUGCACGAUGAUAAAAAGAGGUACGACAAGGAGUCGAACAAAUUUUAUGCAUCGCUUGAAAAACAUUUACAUCUGUCAACGGCGCGUAGAAAUGAUUUCAAGGAAGCGGAUGCUCAGCUGGACAUGCAGCAGCGUAAUUUCUGCAAGUCAUCGUUGGAUUAUGUGACUGCAAUCCAGGCAGUGCAGGAGAGGAUGAAAUUCGAAUUCGUGGAGACCCUGUGCUCUUUCAUUUAUAGUUGGCUCACGUUCUAUCAUGUUGGGCAUGUAACACAUGAGGAUUUCAAGCCAUUUUUGAGUGAGGUGCAGUCCAAAGUUCAAAAGGCGAAACAAAGCUUUGAAGAAACGAAGGAAUAUUAUUUGCAGCUCAAAGAAAAAAUGCUAGCGAAUCACUUAAAAAAUGCGGUUCGUUAA
This is a messenger RNA of Gongylonema pulchrum, 792 nucleotides long. Lineage: Eukaryota; Metazoa; Nematoda; Chromadorea; Rhabditida; Gongylonematidae. The record is from the annotation of a GenBank genome assembly.